This is a messenger RNA of Suillus bovinus, 1110 nucleotides long. RefSeq lists its product as uncharacterized. The record is from RefSeq and is a predicted model, not a curated record. NCBI's taxonomy places the organism in Eukaryota, Fungi, Basidiomycota, Agaricomycetes, Boletales, Suillaceae. The coding region runs from base 1 to 1110 and encodes 369 amino acids. The transcript is spliced from 3 exons.
AUGUACUCUGGUGUGGACGAUCCUCAAUUCAACUUCAUUGAUGCACAAACAGGCAAAACUUGUAGUAAUAUAGGCUACAGUACCCUUGGCUCUGACGAUCAGCUGCAGCAGCCAGCACCGCUAGCAUCUUUUUCCAGACACACCAGCUUUCCUGUCUCAUUUCAACACCCCAACUUAAACUCAGUCACGGCCGAUAAGCAGGAUUUGGACUCAGAUGCGGGGCGGGUAGUGGGCUAUCCUCAUCACUAUAUUCCUAGCUUCAGUGACCAGCCUCAGCUGGAGCUGCACCCCUCCGGAAAUACUACUUCUGGUGAAGGGCCAUCAUCAUCUCAGCUCAACACAUUCCAAUACCCCAACAUCGAUGCCUACCCCAACUACCAUAAUGACUAUGGCCACCAGUAUACCUCCGGAAAUGAUAGUCAGAUGCCCCUCUCAUACCCAAACAUCAACAUCCACAUGAGCUAUCAUGAAGACUCACCACCAAUAUUUUCCAAUGUGUCCUCUCUUCACCUCGCCCCCUUUGACUCACAUGCAGACACCAUGCUUCCAGACCCUAAUGUAGAUGCCCGCACCAGCUAUUAUGACUACUCCACUGGUGAAGACCUGCCAGCCGCUACUGCCUCCACAUCAUCACAUUCCAUCGCUUCAUACUUCCCCAGCUUUUAUGCCCCUUUCCAAUCGGCUGAUGGUGUUUCUACAAUGCCAGACUCUGAGGAUGUGAUGCCACUUGGCCAGCCCUUACCUGUGGACAAGCCGUUGUCCUUCGAUGCACCAUGUCUCAAAGAGCCAUUGUCUACUUCUGUCAGACCCUCAGGCUCUAGAAAACACUGUCAAGAUUGUUUUAUUGCAUUUGAUCCACGACACAAAAAGAUAAGAGGUUGGGCGCCCGCCACUUCAGCUGAGGAUAUUUCAAAUGUCAAACCAUCUGCGCCACCCUCCCAGCCUCUCGUUGCUGGGUCCAAGCAACCCACAUCUGAGCCACUGCCUGGGGUAGGACCUGUGGAGUAUGAUGAGAGUCAUCCAAUUCACAAAUAUAUCAUUCAGAAGGCGCUGGAUAUAAUCAUUACCACUGUCAUCAACGGGAAUCCUUUCUUGUCCAAGGAAGCAUGA